UUACUCGGCAGCCCAGAAUUAGAUGAAUAUGGGAACAUGAUGACUAAGCUAUCAAAGGAGAUAGUAAAAGCUGUACUGAAAAGCUUGGUGGGAGAAGAUUUGGGGAACAGAUUUGUAGAGUCUGAAUUCAGAAACUGUCAUGGUUAUUUGAGAAUAGGCAAUUACAGCCCUCUCAAUAUCAUGAAAGAAGAAGAAGACGAUCAACAAGAUGAUGAAGUUGAAGGGCUAGGCAUGCACACAGACAUGAGCUGCUUAACAAUCGUUUAUCAACAUGAAAUUGGGGGACUUCAAGUGAGAUCAAAGGAAGGGAAAUGGAUGGACAUAAGCCCUUGUGAAGACACACUUGUCGUCAACGUUGGGGACCUAAUGCAAGCAUGGAGCAAUGGCAAGUUAAGGUCCUCAGAACAUAGAGUUGUUUUGAAAAGAAAUGUUAAUCGGUUCUCUUUGGCUUUCUUUUGGUGCUUUGAAGAUGAAAAGGUAAUAUUUGCCCCUAAUGAAGUCGUUGGAGAUCAUUCAAGGAUCUAUAAGCCAUUUGUUUGUGCAGAUUAUUUGAAAUUUAGAUUAAUCAGUGAAAAGGGCAAGUUUGAGAGGGUUGGAUUUACCGUCAAAGACUUUGCAGGAAACUGUGACACUUUGUAAAAAUUACCCACAUUAUUGAAAAUCAACAAAAAAUGUAUCACAUUGGUUUUCUCUUUUCUUUUUUUGAGUUCUUCCGCUUCUCUCCACAAGCAAUUAAUAAAAAAACAAUUUCCUUUCUUAAUAAUGCAAA
Messenger RNA from Gossypium arboreum, 769 nucleotides. RefSeq names its product gibberellin 20-oxidase-like protein. NCBI's taxonomy places the organism in Eukaryota, Viridiplantae, Streptophyta, Magnoliopsida, Malvales, Malvaceae. The annotation marks the transcript as partial. The transcript has a single exon. The record is from RefSeq and is a predicted model, not a curated record. Gene Ontology annotation, molecular function: dioxygenase activity.